Molecule: messenger RNA, 3348 nt
Organism: Babjeviella inositovora NRRL Y-12698
Lineage: Eukaryota; Fungi; Ascomycota; Pichiomycetes; Serinales
Gene: KGD1
Product: alpha-ketoglutarate dehydrogenase
Exons: 1
Coding region: 336-3326 (996 amino acids)
Biological process (GO): tricarboxylic acid cycle
Cellular component (GO): oxoglutarate dehydrogenase complex; mitochondrion
Molecular function (GO): oxoglutarate dehydrogenase (succinyl-transferring) activity; thiamine pyrophosphate binding
Source: RefSeq, a predicted model, not a curated record
GGAGGCCUCGGAGCGCAACUUCAGUGUCUCGCUAAUAUACCUGCGUAUCUGGAUCGCUUGCAUAACCCCGGGACUGCGUCUGCGGCUGCCGCUCACUCCGGGGCGGUAGCUCGGCCUGCGACGCCCGACCCCCCGGAAGCUCCAAAUGUCGCAGUGUAUUUUUGCAGACCGCUGUCGGAAUUUUCUCAGCGUCAAGACUCCUCAAAUUUUCUUAUAAACCUCCGUUUUGCCUACUCAGUCGCCAGCAGAAACACUCUUUUUCUUCUCUCUCCAACUUAAAUUGAUUCGCCACCAGCUCUGUAGACUCUUGUCGAUUCAUUUAAUAAUCAUUCACAAUGCUUAGAGCUUUCCGCAGCGCCGUGCCACGCGCGCACCUCUUGAAGGCUCAGGUCAAGCCCUUGAUGGCUAGAUCUCUUACCACCGACUCCUUUUUGCAAACCAAUAACGCUACUUACAUCGACGAGAUGUACGAAUCCUGGAGAGCCGACCCAUCCUCUGUCCAUGCCUCCUGGAAUGCCUACUUCAAGAACGUCGAUGCCGGUGUUGCGCCAUCCCAGGCGUUCAUGGCUCCUCCAACCUUGGUCCCAACCCCAGCAGGCGGCGCGCCAUCGUUCCUGCCAGGCUCCACCCCUAUCAAUGAGGAUGUUGUUUCCCACUUAAAGGUCCAAUUGCUCGUCCGUGCCUACCAGGUCAGAGGCCACCAGAAGGCCCACAUCGAUCCACUCGGGAUCUCUUUCGGUGACGACAAGUCCAAGCCAGUUCCAACGGAAUUGUCUCUUGACCACUACGGAUUCACCGAAGCCGACAUGGACAAGCAAAUCACCUUGGGGCCAGGUAUCCUUCCAAGAUUCGCGCACCAAGGCAUCAAGACCAUGGCUUUGCGUGACAUUAUCGCUGCUUGCGAAAAGUUGUACUGUAAGUCGUAUGGUAUCGAGUACGUCCACAUUCCAUCCCGUGAAAAGUGCGACUGGUUAAGAGAGAGAGUUGAGAUCCCUGAACCAUUCAAGUACUCCACCGAGGAAAAGAGACAGAUUCUCGACCGUCUUAUCUGGGCCACCUCCUUCGAAACCUUCUUGUCCACCAAGUUCCCUAACGACAAACGUUUUGGUUUGGAGGGUGCCGAGGCCACGGUCCCAGGGUUGAAGGCCUUGAUCGACAGAGCGGUCGAACACGGGGCCGAAGACGUCAUUAUCGGUAUGCCACACAGAGGUAGAUUGAACAUGUUGUCCAACGUUGUGCGUAAGCCAAACGAAUCCAUUUUCUCCGAAUUCACCGGGUCCAAGGACUUUGACGAAGGGUCUGGCGAUGUCAAGUACCACUUGGGUAUGAACUAUGCCCGUCCAACCACCUCGGGUAAGACCGUCAACCUUUCCUUGGUGGCCAACCCAUCCCAUUUGGAAGCCGAAGACCCGGUUGUCCUUGGUCGUACCCGUGCCAUCCAGCACUACAAGAACGACGUCGGUGAGUUCAAGAAGGCUGUUGCUGUCUUGUUGCAUGGUGACGCCGCGUUUGCGGGCCAGGGUGUUGUCUACGAAACCAUGGGUUUCCACAACUUGCCUGCCUACUCCACCGGUGGUACCAUCCACGUGAUUGUCAACAACCAGAUCGGUUUCACCACCGACCCUCGUUUUGCCAGAUCCACCCCAUACCCAUCCGACAUCGCCAAGUCCAUCAACGCUCCUAUCUUCCACGUUAAUGCCGAUGAUAUCGAGUCCGUUAUCUUCAUCAUGAACCUCGCUGCCGACUACAGAGCUACAUUCAACUCCGAUGUCAUCAUUGACAUUGUUGGGUACAGAAAGCACGGCCACAAUGAAACCGACCAGCCAUCCUUCACCCAGCCAUUGAUGUACCAGAAGAUUGCCAACAAAAAGUCCGUCAUUGACAUUUACUCCCAGAAGUUGUUGGACGAAGGUUCCUUCACCGCUGAAGACAUUGCCGAACACAAGCAAUGGGUCUGGGGGUUGUUGGAAGAGUCCUUCGGCAAGUCCAAGGAGUACGUGCCAACCGCUAGAGAAUGGUUGACCACUCCAUGGGAAGGCUUCAAGUCGCCAAAAGAGUUGGCCACUGAGAUCCUUCCACACUUGCCAACUGCUGUUGACGAGCCAACCUUGAAGAAGAUUGGUACCGCCAUCGCCUCCUGGCCAGAAGGCUUCGAAGUUCACCGUAACUUGAAGCGUAUCUUGAACAGCAGAUUGAAGUCGACUGAUUCCGGUGAGGGUAUUGACUGGUCUACCGGUGAAGCCUUGGCGUUCGGUUCCUUGCUUUUGGAAGGUUACCACGUCAGAGUUUCCGGUCAGGACGUCGAGAGAGGUACCUUCUCCCAGCGCCAUGCCGUUUUGCACGACCAAAACUCCGAAAAGACCCACACUCCAUUGAAGAACUUGUCGGAAAACCAGGCUGACUUUGCCAUCUCCAACUCCUCUUUAUCCGAGUACGGUGUCAUGGGGUUCGAGUACGGUUACUCCUUAACCUCCCCAGAUGCCUUGGUCCAGUGGGAAGCUCAGUUCGGUGACUUUGCCAAUACUGCCCAGGUCAUUGUCGACCAGUUCAUCUCUGGUGGUGAGUCCAAGUGGAAGCAACGUUCCGGUCUUGUAUUGUCCUUGCCACACGGUUACGAUGGCCAAGGUCCAGAACACUCCUCCGGCCGUUUGGAAAGAUACUUGCAAAUGUGUUCCGAAGACCAGCGUGUUUUCCCCUCCGCCGAAAAGUUGGAGAGACAACACCAGGACUGUAACAUGCAGAUAGCCUACCCAACCACCCCGGCCAACCUCUUCCACUUGUUGCGUCGCCAAAUGCACAGACAGUUCAGAAAGCCGUUGGUUCUCUUCUUCUCUAAGGCUUUGUUGCGUCACCCAUUGGCCCGUUCCGAUCUUUCCGAGUUCACCGGUGAGUCUCACUUCCAGUGGAUCAUCGAUGAUGUCGAAAUUGGUAAGUCGAUUGGCCAGCCUAAAGACAUCAAGAGAGUUGUUCUCUGUUCCGGUCAGGUUUACGCUGCUUUGUACAAGCAUCGCCAAGCUUUGGAGAACAAGGACACUGCUAUCAUUAAGGUUGAGCAGCUCCACCCCUUCCCAUACGCCCAGUUGAGAGACGCCUUCAACAACUACGAGAACGCUACCGACAUUGUUUGGUGCCAGGAAGAACCAUUGAACAUGGGUGCCUACUCCUUCGCCGCUCCUCGUGUCCAAACCACGUUGGCCGAAAGCGUCCACAACGGUAAGACCCUCAGAUACGCCGGUCGUGAUCCAUCUGCCUCUGUUGCUUCUGGUUCCAAGUCCAACCAUCUUAAGGAGGAAACUCAUUUCCUUAACGAUGUUUUCCAGGUCUAAUGCUAGGUCCUUGUGUUCUGCC